Messenger RNA from Purpureocillium takamizusanense, 6755 nucleotides. RefSeq names its product Separase (gene ESP1). NCBI's taxonomy places the organism in Eukaryota, Fungi, Ascomycota, Sordariomycetes, Hypocreales, Ophiocordycipitaceae. Gene Ontology annotation, molecular function: cysteine-type endopeptidase activity; protein binding. Gene Ontology annotation, biological process: meiotic chromosome separation; proteolysis. The coding region runs from base 247 to 6570 and encodes 2107 amino acids. Gene Ontology annotation, cellular component: mitotic spindle; mitotic spindle pole body; nucleus. The transcript has 2 exons. The record is from RefSeq and is a predicted model, not a curated record.
CCAAACCAACCCAGCGCAUAGAAUUGUGAUUUCCGCGAACCGUCCACAGCAUUUUCCGUCUGCCUCGCUGCAUUUUCUGGCGUUGAGCAGAAGCAGGACAUCUUCUUGUUUGGUUUUUCAAUUUUUGGGCACACUGCGUCUUCUUCCCUUGGCAGACUUUGUUCAUCGCAACACUAUGAUUUAAGCAACGUCACGCAAACACAACAACCUAACCCGCCCACAGCCGUUCACGACGACAGCGACGACAUGGCGUCGCUGCAAGCGAAAGUCGAGGCCGUCAAGACCGCCGUCACCUCGGCCCCGACGUGCACGCCAGCCACCGUUGUGACGCUCAAGGAGCUCCUGCUCCCGGACGCCGAGCCGACGGCACCCAAGACCAAAUCCGCCGCCGCCGCACGAACGACCACGACGAAGACCAAGUCGGCCGGAGCCGUCAAGGCACAACAAAGCGCCGAGACGCUUGGUGCUCGCGAGAGGACAGUGCUCGCGACGCAUGUCAUCAACGCGACCCUCAAAGUCCUGGCCGAAGCCGCAAAACCUCCGCCGCCGUCAACGCCUUCCAAACGCGCAGAGCAGCUCAAGCAGAUCGGUCGAAGGCGUUCUCUAAGACGGUCGGCAUCUGCGCCUCUGACUCCCCUUCAGCCGCGGACCCUCAAUCGCGUCGCUACCUCGCCGAUAGCUACAUCCAAAGAUGCAAAGUCUGUGGCAGCGGCACAGGCCGCGGGAUGCCUCGCGACGGUUGAAUGCGCCCGCGUCGCGUUUGCUUGCCUGAGAUCCCUCAAGGGCACCGCUCAGGACGGAAAGUCGGAUUUUCAACUCGAGAAUGGAAUGUCUGCGCUCGUCAGCAAGCUCCUCGCCUUGGGGAUGCACGACCAGGCGUUGAAAGAGUUGAGGAUCUUGAAGCGGCGACUGGAUGGAACGGCUCCAGCAGGCAACACUAAGUCAAAGGUCGCGUCAGAAUCAUCAUCCCCAGCAGCUGUAAUGGCGGACCUGUUACAAUUUCACAACGAUAUUCCGAAACAGAGCCUCCCGACAACGACAUCAUUUCAAAUUUUGGUGCUAAAGCUUGUCGCUGCCACCAAAAAGCCAGCACAUAUCGAGGCUCUAGCUCCAGCGCUUCGCUUGUCAAACAGCUCCUCCCCCAUCAACUUGCUUUCGGAUCUUGCGCAGGGAGCGAACAAGGGAUCUCCCAAGGCAGCCAGACAACUUGCUGUUUUGUCGCAAAUACUCCUAUCCAUUGCGCCCAGCGUCUCCAGCGCCGAGGACGCCGUAGCUGUCGAGCCCAGACUGUCUCCAAGCCCGCCCCUUGCUUUUGAGCUUCAAACGCUUGCGUUUCAGGCCCAACUCAAGUGGUGGACCUUGGCCGGGCACGAGGGAAACGUCGAUGAGGAGGUGCUGCCCGCGUUUACCCGUUGUAUUCGUGCCUUUGUCCGUCGCCAGCGAUGCGGUGAAGGCGCCCCCUACCCGACAAUUGCCAAGGCAUUUGAUUGCAUUCUCCGAGCCACUAGAGAACAGAAUCAAGAGCCCUCGACGUCAUCCAGCUCUCCCCUGGCAUCCAUCUACCAGAUACUGGGCGCGACAGCACACUCGGCUCGUGCCUACGAUGAUGCUGAUAAAUGGCUUCAAAGGCUCAAGGCGUGCUUGUGCCCGCAGACCGACUCAGUCGUCCGCAGGUGCUCUGUUUCAGCUCGAAUUCUUGCUGCGUCCCUGAAGAAAGCCACUCUGGGGCCCGAUAUUCAGGGGCUGCUGCAAGAAGUCAUUGAAGGCCUCGACGGGAGUCUCAGCGGAACUGUCACGGAGCUUAAUGAGCUCCUCGAGAGUCUUUCCGCUGCAAGACGCUCCGUGGCCGGCUUGCUCAUGAAUGUUCUGGGCCCCGAUUCGGCACUCGGGGUCGUUCCCGACGAGCUUAUUGACCCGCUCAAGACGUUCACCUUGCGAUACCCCCGUUUUGUUCGCCGAUGGCUCGGAACACCACCCGCCAAAGAUGCGACCGCCAAGCAGGUGCUACAAUUUGACCAGCGGCGGCAGACGGUCACGGACUCCGUCAGCCAGGUCUUGGAUGCGGCGAUGAUGAUUAUCAAGUCCGACAUGCCGUCGGGUGCCCUCGAAUGGCACUCGAUGGAUGAUGUCUUGCAGCACUGCAGUUCCCUCUUGGAUACUAUUUCAGACGCCACCUUGUCUAUCGGAAAGUUGGAAAAACUUGGCAUGUAUUACGUCAAAAUAUCGAGCUUGUACUUCUCCAAGUUCAUUGAACUGCGAAAUCUAGCCCAACGAUCCAAAGAAGCCAACAAGCAAAUGCUCCAGUCCCUGAGCCGAUCCAUCGACGCCGUCAAGGAAAGGAGCACCGCCGAGAAAGAGAAAGCUCAGCUCUCAACAAAACUCGAGCUAUUUGCGGAUCUAUGCAAGGGUGCCGGCAGAGCUGAUGAUGCGGUUCAGACCCUUCGCUCGAUAUGCACAGGAAUGGCCGAGGAUGGUGUCUUGUCCGAUGUCACAGCGGCAUUAGCAUCCAAGCCUCCUGCUCUCGCGUGGCAAACUACGGAAAAGGCCUCGUCGCUCUCACGGACGCUGCGCUCAAUUGCAAAGUUGGACCGAUCGUGGACUGACUGGACAUUUUUCCUGCCCGAAGCUGAACGGGCUGCCGUUCUCGAGCAUCUGAUGCACCUCAACUGCAGCGACACGACAUGUUCUCAGCCUCUACGACUUCACGAUCCCAGCCCUGCUGCCCUGUUGCGCAUCUAUACACUAGACAGGUAUCCGAUAAGGCGCUUCCGCGUACUGCUCCACCUUUUCUAUCAGAAUAUUGGCGAGCAGGACGAAGUCGACGACAUCUCCUCACUGCUUGAUCAGGUUUCACAGCAUGUGCAGAAGAAGGACCCGGCCGAAGAUGCAUCCUUGUCGCACUACAUUCCGCAUCUGCAGACGUGUUACACCUUCAUGGCUGCAUUGGCUGACGCCGACAGGCCCACGUCGCUACCAACGCUGAAGGAAUCUAUCGCGGCUUGGAAGACGAUGGUGCAACCAUGCCAGACGAGCGGUGACCUCUACACGGUUAUUGACGACCCUGCAACGUUACUCCAUCAGUUGCACGCUCUGAACGACCUCGCCGGACUUCGAGGGGAGCAACACCUGCAGCUCGCCAUUUCAGACUUUUCCAUCAUUCUUUCCAGGGCCAUCGUGGACACAACGGGAGUGGUCCACGAUGACUUGGUCCUCAGUCACAGCCAGCUCGCGACUCGACAUGUGAACAUCGGCAACUUCACUCAAGCACAGACGGCUCUCGAACAAACCAAGGCGCUCAUCGAACAAAACGAAAAGAUCUCUGCCGGAGUCGUUGCAGACUUUUAUCUUUCUCAGGCCGAGUGUCAGAUUGGCGUCGGAAAUCUUGAUGAAGCCAUGCAAUGCAUCUCCAAAGCCAAUGACAUAUGCAGCGACAGUCGAUCGACAUGGGCGCAGUCCAAGUCUCACGCGACAGUCAUGCUCGCCAUGGUGUCUCUUCUGCAGUCCGUCGUCUCACUCCAGAAGGGAGACAUUCCAAGCUCUCUCACCGCAAUCAAAUCCAGCGUACGAAUGCUUUCGCACGACUGGGCCAAGCUCGAGUCGGCAUUGGCAAGCACAAACUCCAGUCCGGAUUCCAGCAUGUCGGAGACGAGCAUGACGAGCAUCGAUAUCAAAGGGUCCCCGGCGCGAACAGCUGGCCCUAGGUUCUGGGGACUGGCGUCUCCGUUGCUGCGUAGCCUCCUACACAUCUCAUCGGUGUAUGCGCAUAUCGGCAUGCUACAAGAAACCAUUUACUACGCGGAAUCGGCAUUGAAGAUUGCAGAGGGCACACAAUCGUCUCUGUACAGGGCACAGGUCUCCUGCUGGACUGGCUCUGUCUAUGUCAAGGCCGGAAGGUUGGACAGGGCCCUGCCCCUGUUCGAGGGCGCUGAGGAGCUGAUGCCUAGAGAUGCCUGCGCCUCCCGCGUACGAUUUGCUCGCCAGCUUGCCGAGUUCUACCGGAAGACGGACAACCACGACAAGGCCAAUCACUAUCUCAAGAUGGCCGAGGACACUGUCCACUUGCUGAGCGGCUCCAACGAUAUGGCUAAACAAGUCUCGGAGCGAGUUGCUCCCAAGGCCAAGGCCACAACAGUUACGUCUGGACGGGUUGCUAGAACAACAAGAGCCCAACCAACCGCUGCGCCGCGAACGACAAGGAAGGUCCCUGCGGCUCGAAGCCGUGUUACAGUGGUGCCUGAGUCACCCAGUCUUCCAAAAGACGUCUAUCAGUCUUCCUUGCUGGCAGCCAUUAUUCUCUCCCGGGCCAUCGGCUUUGUCUAUCAAAAAGACUGGUCAUCUGCUUCUUCACUGCUAGAGCAGGUCAAGACGCUUCCCAAGCUUAUCUCCGCCCUCUCACAGGAACAGGUCAUCACAGCAACUACCCUUAUUGGACAGAGUAUGGAGCAGAUGAUUUCGGACCCCGUCUUCUCGGUUGUACAAGAUUCCACCAUAUCGUUUCCUGCAGUAUGCGGAGGGUCGGACAAAGGAGCCCUGGAUAAGUCACCAGCCGGCGCGUCGCCAACUAGAAGAGGUCGCCCUACCGCCGUCGAACGCAGAGGGUCCAGAGAGCGAGGUGGCCCGGCAUUUGCGGACGCCCUACGUCAAGCACAGGGGCUUCUCAUGGAAGCGCAUGGGUCGGCGCUGUGUCGAUCUGACAGCAGCAUGGUUCAUCGCAUCUCAGCACUUCUCCAGAACACUAUUAUUUUGCUGUCGGCUACUUCGACAAGCAAAGGGAGAUCUACGGCGCCUUCUGGACUAGCUACUGUGGCCGUCGAUUUGGCUCGCAACAUUACCUGGACCCGAGAGCAGGCCACCCUCAAGGUCUCGGCCGGUUCUACUGCUCCGGGAACCAUGGCCAAGAAAAACCGCAGGUCUAGCCUUUCCAUGUCGAUGGAUGCGGCGGCUUUCCAGCAAAAGUACAUUGAGAAAAUCCCAAAGGCCUGGAGCGUCAUAUCGCUGUCUCUCUCUGAGAACCGUCACGACUUGUGCAUCACGAAAUUUCAGGCCGGCUCGAGUCCUUUUAUCCUAAGGCUACCUUUGGAAAGGGCCAACUCCCGCGACGCCGAUUCGGAAGUGUUCAACUUUGAGCACGGCCAGGAGGAACUGCUUGAUAUCAUCAAGCUGGCCAACGAAACGAGCCAUUCCGCUCGUGACUUUUCUGCCAAGGGCGAGCGAAGUGCCUGGUGGUCGGAGCGAGAAGCCCUCGAUGCUCGUCUGAAAGAGCUGCUCAUGACUAUUGAGACGACGUGGCUCGGAGGAUUCAAGGGCAUCUUCUCUCAGCACCGAAGACGGCCGGAGCUGCUGGCGCGGUUCCAGAAGAGCUUCCACAAGAUGCUCGAUAGGAGCCUGCCGUCGCGGAACAGGACUCGGGGAAGGAAGUCUGCAAAGAGCCAAACGGUCACGCUUGACCCACGAAUCCUAGAGCUAUUCAUCGGCCUUGGAGAUCCCACGGAACCGGAUCUGGACUACGACGAGGCCCUCAACGAUCUGCUGUACUUUGUUGUGGACAUCCUCCAGUUCCACGGGGAGCGCAACGCCUACGACGAGAUUGACUUUGACGCCAUGGUUGUGGAAACGUAUGAUGCCCUCCGGGGGUACUACGACGGGGCCAAGGCGGCAGAUCGGGCGGAUGGCACCCACACCAUACUUGUCCUGGACAAGGCACUCCAUGCGUUUCCGUGGGAGUCACUGCCCUGCAUGCAAGGAUCUGCGACAUCAAGGGUCCCAUCGCUCGCGUGCCUCGGGCAGCUCAUGGCGCAGGCGAACAUGACUGCGGUGGGCGACAGCGGCGAAACGCUGGGGCACUCCGUCUCCUCGGCGGCAGGAACAUACAUGCUCAACCCGUCGUCGGACCUCAAGAACACGCAGGCCUUUUUCCAGCCCGCCUUUAAGACGCUGGCGUCGUGGGACGGCGUGGUCGGCCGGACGCCCGAGGAGGCGGAGUUUGAGCGGGCGCUGUCCUCGUCCGAGGUGCUCCUCUACUUUGGCCACGGCAGCGGCGCGCAGUACAUUCGCGGCAAGACGGUGCGACGGCUGGAGCGGUGCAGGCCGGUGACGUUCCUCAUGGGCUGCAGCUCGGCGGCGCUGACGGACGCGGGGGAGUUUGAGUGCUACGGCCCGGUGUGGAACUACAUGAUGGCGGGAUGCCCGGCCGUGGUCGGCACGCUGUGGGACGUGACGGACCGCGACAUUGACCGCUUCGCGGGCCGUGCCUUUGAGGAAUGGGGAUUGUUUGCACGUGGCACGUUCAGCGACGAGGACGGCAGGAAGAAGCAGGUUGCCGGCCGGGCCAAGGAGGGCGGCAGCGGCAGCGGCGGCAGCGUCAGGGGCAAGGGCAAGAGCACGGUGUCUAGUGAUGAUGCAGGCGAGGUGGUGGAUGCGCGCGUCGCGGCGUCGUCAUCAUCAUCAUCAUCGUCACUGGCCGAGGCCGUGGCGAGGGCGCGCGAGGCGUGCAAGUUUCGAUAUCUCAACGCGGCGGCGGUGGUCAUGUAUGGGAUCCCCGCGUACCUGGGGCCAAACGAGGAUCCAUGACGACGGACGACGACGGCGAUGAUGACGAUGACGAUGACGAUGACGAUGACAGACGAGUCAUGCAGGGGCCACGGAGGGUUUUUGUCAUGCCCAGAGCAGGGCAAACGCGAGGCACACCGGGAGCGACGCAGGGGUAUGUAGUAGAUUUGAGUUUUAUUCCAAAAAAAAUGGUUUCUGUCCCGUCA